Molecule: messenger RNA, 973 nt
Organism: Sitodiplosis mosellana (orange wheat blossom midge)
Lineage: Eukaryota; Metazoa; Arthropoda; Insecta; Diptera; Cecidomyiidae
Product: 15-hydroxyprostaglandin dehydrogenase [NAD(+)]-like
Exons: 4
Coding region: 36-809 (257 amino acids)
Cellular component (GO): cytoplasm
Molecular function (GO): oxidoreductase activity, acting on the CH-OH group of donors, NAD or NADP as acceptor
Source: RefSeq, a predicted model, not a curated record
UCUCGAACACAAACACACUUGUUUUCUGUUUCACGAUGACAUUUGAAAAUCAAAAUUUUAUUGUGGUCGGUGGAGCUAAAUUGGGAGGCAUUGGUUUAAAAUUCAUCCGAGAACUUUUUUUGAAUGGAGUUGAGAAUGUUGCAACAUUCGAUAUUUGUGAUCUAAGCGACGCUAUUGCCGAAUUGAAAUCCGAAUUUCCCGAUAAAACGCUUCUAUUCAACAAAGUUGAUGUUCGCAAGCAAGCCGAAAUUGAGACUGCUUUCAAAGACGUUGUAAAUGCGUUUGGUCAUGUCGAUAUCUUGGCGAAUUUUGCUGGAAUUUUCAACGAGCAGAAGCCAAUGGAUGUCAUCGAAAUUAAUCUUCUUGGAGUUAUUUAUGCUACAUUGAUUGGAAUCGACCAUAUGAGCAUUGCAAAAGGUGGACGAGGAGGAACGAUAUUGAAUAUGGCUUCAAUUUGUGGCCUAGAUCCAUUUUUCUGGGGUCCUGUUUAUUGUGCUAGUAAACAUGGUGUCGUCGGUUUUACUAAAUCGCUUGCUGAAAAGGAGCUGGAAUCCGAAUUGGGCAUAAAAUUUAUCAUCAUUUGUCCUGGCUUCACAGAAACCACUCUCUUAACCAAGGUGGACUCGACGUUAUACGGACAAAAUGUUGCUUCAGAGCGUCCGCAAGAUAUAUAUGGGAUACAAACAGUGGACCAAUGUGCCAAAGGUAUAGUAGAGGUGAUGAAGAAAUCAAAGAAUGGAGAGGCCUGGAUUUUGAGCAAAGGAUAUCAUAAGAAAGUGGACUUUCAACUCUAUUACAAAAACAAUUGAAUAAAAUUUAUUUUUGAAAUAUCAUAAAAAUUAACAAUAACAAUGUUGCCUCAUCCAAUUUUAAACGAAAUGAAUGCAAAUCAUUUGAAUCACUGCACUGUUCUAUAAGAUAUUGUGGAAUAAUAUUAAAAUAAAGAAUUAAAUUCGCAAUUUUUUGUGGUCAA